Molecule: messenger RNA, 1158 nt
Organism: Phanerochaete carnosa HHB-10118-sp
Lineage: Eukaryota; Fungi; Basidiomycota; Agaricomycetes; Polyporales; Phanerochaetaceae
Exons: 2
Coding region: 1-1158 (385 amino acids)
Source: RefSeq, a predicted model, not a curated record
AUGCCAGUCCCACCGAGCCACAUCACGGCUCAGAGCCUCAAGAGUGCCAAGGGCGAGGUGCUCAAGAGCUGGAUCAUUGCUGCCAAUGAGGCAGCUGGUGUCACGAACUACAAGAGCAAGACGUACCUGUCCAGGACAGGCACCAUCAACGAGCUGCGAGCGAAGCUGGCCGAACACUACAACAUUGAUCUCGAUGUGCCACCACCUGAUGCUGCGCAGCCCUCGUCAGACCUCACCGAGGGUCCUGAGUCUGCCGUGAACCAGAAGGUUCGCGACAGGCAGUGGGAGCACCUGAUUGAGCUGGCUGAACGAUGGAGGAUCGAAGGUGACAGCUUUCGGCUGAUCAAACCUGUGCCAAUCAGUACCGCUACUGCUCCACCUGCGUCGUCGUUCGCUGCCCUGCCUGUGGUGCAGGCCCCUUCUCACUAUGUGCCUGCACAUCUGCCGACACCUUUUAGCCCCACCACCUGGUUGUCGCUGUCUCCAGCCGCUGCACCGCUGUCGCUGCCUUCGUUGUCGUUGCCCUUGUCUCAUUCAAUCAGGUCUCAAAGCUUCAUCGGCCACUCGCCUGCUCCUACGCCUUCGACCUCGAUGCAGCACCUGCCUCCUACCCCCGCCUCCACAUUUGUGCCCUUGCAGUCAGCCUCAGCAUCCAUUCUGGAGAGUUGCUCUCAGAGUGUUGAGGCGCUUGACCACAUCGAUGACCUUCGGCACGCGAUCGACCUCUCGAAGAAUGGCACUGUGGAGGCCUAUCGCAAGCUCUAUGGCAAUGAAGAGAAGCGCCACAGAGCUCUGAACCACGAGAUCUGGAAGCAGAAGCGGGCCAAAGUCAACCGACUCGAGAGGGUGUACAAAGUGUACACUGAUGAGUUUGGCUCUGACGAUGACCGCUUUUUCGCUUUUUUCACGCUCUCGAGUCCAACCUCACACCAGCGCAGUGCAGCCAAGCGGGCUCGCACGAAUGCCCAGACUGUCUACAUCUCAGUCAACAAGCUUGCGACAGCUGCCGGGCGCUGCUACAAAGACAUCAGCGAGGAGAAGCAGAAGAGACAGUACACGAACGAUGACAGCAGCUUCUCGCUUGAAAAGUGGCAUGCGCAAUGGAGUGACAAGAACACCUGGGAGGUGUGGAGGGUCUUGGGCUUGGAGAGGUACUAG